GUUAAUUUCCACGAAGUUUUAUGCUUGACGGUUUGUCAAUCUUGCCUUGUGUUUCCCUAGCGCCCUUCCACGGCAUGGUGGGAUACACUGCCGCAUCCACUUUGCCACUUCCCUCGUGCGACCUGGAUAAACGAUGGAUGUGGUACAGUAGGUUCGCACUGCGCAGCAGCCACAAGGAAGCGUGCUGCCCAACAAUCUUAUCAUCUUGAUGACGUUAGUUCAUCCCAGGAAACUUGCACUGCCCCAACCACCUCUCCGAAUACGAACCAUGUCUUUGCUCAGACAUACCAGCAUCACAACAAAGCUUCGUCGAACCCAUCAGGGCACUUAAUAUGAACCGACAGUUCCUAAAAAAUUCUGGGAGAUCCAGAGCCGUGAGCGGUCGCUCAAAGCUGUGCGUAGUUGGUGUCUUCCUUCUGAAAGAAGCUCACGUACAAUGUUCCUUGGACCUUGGAUGCUUUUGUUUUUGCAGUCAUCGCGGAUUCUGACAGAGACGGCGGGCCUCGAAUCUGCGAGAACUUCUCAAGUUCAGGGAUGUUGCGUCACCGUCAUGCUAGUUUACUCCGGCGAUGCUGAUGUCGAUCCGUACGAAAUUCCGGUAUGGAAGUACAAUCUAAACAGGCAGUUCAAAUUUAUACAAGCUCGAACGCGACUCCCAGCACACAAAGAACGUACGUAUGUUCCAGGAGAUCCGAGCGGUCAUUCAAAGUUGUACGUAGCUGGUGGAAAGGUCCAGUCGCAUAACUCUUCUUUCUAAAUGAGGUAUGAAGCUCACGUACCUGCAUGCAGCUCCAGCGUUCCAUCAAAUGCUUAUAUGAGUCACAUGUGCAACUUUGCUCCCGGUGUUGCGUUAAGAGUGGGAUGGUGACUCGACGGCUGAUUGUUGGUCCCCCGACUCGGGCUCUGCGAGAACUUCCCAAGGUCAGGGCUGUUAUGUCGCGGGCGAGGCUUAAUACCGAGGUAGCUUUCUUCGCGAUGUAGAUGUCGAUCCGCGGUAAAAAAAAUUAAACAGACCACUUCUCUCCUGAGAUACAUGGGCUGGAGUACCGCUCAUGUGGUGGUUCCAGCUUGUUUGUAAAGGACGCACAUUGUUAUCUUCAUUGAUAAUGAUGGACUAGCACCAAAGUUUCUCUUCACCUGAUCUAAAUUUUCUCAGAGAAGACGUAUCAUCUCAUCAUGUGAGCAGACGGGCCAAGAAAAAAAAAUUCUAACAUUGUUCGAUUUAUAUAACUGGAAUGAGCUUGAACUUCUACUA
Molecule: messenger RNA, 1255 nt
Organism: Suillus subalutaceus
Lineage: Eukaryota; Fungi; Basidiomycota; Agaricomycetes; Boletales; Suillaceae
Exons: 2
Coding region: 437-757 (106 amino acids)
Source: RefSeq, a predicted model, not a curated record